AGCACGGGCGUCAGCGGUGCGUUUGCCCUGCGAGGCGUGGCCCGGCGGAGUCGGGCCUGCUUGCUCCGUCCGACGCCGGCGCCAUGGAGGAGUACGCUCGGGAGCCUUGCCCAUGGCGAAUUGUGGACGAUUGCGGGGGCGCCUUCACCAUGGGUGUCAUCGGCGGUGGAGUGUUCCAAGCCAUCAAGGGCUUCCGCAAUGCUCCAGUUGGAAUGCGCCACCGGCUGAGGGGCAGCGUCAAUGCUGUGAGGAUCCGAGCCCCGCAAAUUGGAGGUAGCUUCGCGGUGUGGGGUGGUCUGUUCUCCACCAUCGACUGUGGCCUGGUGCGCCUGCGGGGCCAAGAGGACCCCUGGAACUCCAUCACCAGCGGAGCACUGACUGGGGCCGUGCUGGCUGCCCGCAGCGGCCCCUUGGCCAUGGUGGGCUCGGCAAUGAUGGGAGGCAUUCUCCUGGCUCUCAUCGAAGGGGUCGGCAUCCUCCUCACUCGCUACACCGCCCAGCAGUUCCGCAACGCACCCCCGUUCCUGGAAGACCCCAGCCAACUGGCCUCUAAGGAGGGUACCCCGGCCCCAGGCUAUCCCAACUAUCAAUAAUACCAGUGAAGCAGCGACCACCGCCACCCCCGUCACCACCACCACCACCACCACCGUGGGGGCUGCUCGCCGGUUCCCUCCCCAGCAAUCUACCUCGGCGGGAGGGCUGGCUCCCACUUUACCCCAGGACUCUCCAGAGAGGGUCUGCUCUGCUCCCUUGUCCCAGGGUGGGGGUGGGGUCUCCCAGCUGCCCUGACAGAUGGGUCCCCCUUUUUUUCUCUCUCAGGGCACCCCAGCCCCACACACAUGUGGUCAAGCCCUCUAUUACAGCUCCUUUCGGUGGCCCCUCCUGACAAAUAUUUAAAGCCACUUUGGAAAUGC
Messenger RNA from Ochotona curzoniae (black-lipped pika), 914 nucleotides. RefSeq names its product translocase of inner mitochondrial membrane 17B (gene TIMM17B). Lineage: Eukaryota; Metazoa; Chordata; Mammalia; Lagomorpha; Ochotonidae. Gene Ontology annotation, biological process: protein import into mitochondrial matrix. Gene Ontology annotation, molecular function: transmembrane protein transporter activity. The transcript has 6 exons. Gene Ontology annotation, cellular component: TIM23 mitochondrial import inner membrane translocase complex; mitochondrial inner membrane. The record is from RefSeq and is a predicted model, not a curated record. The coding region runs from base 84 to 593 and encodes 169 amino acids.